AUGAUCGCCUGCAGACAACUUUUUCAUUCCUACCCUGUUGUUAGCAAUCAUCUUCAUCUGGCCGCUACGGCCGCGAUGAGCGUUUGCCAUUUUCAAUGUUUGCAUUUGUUUGCUUCUGGAUUAUUUUUUUUUUUUUUUCUUCUUCUGAGCUACAUGCCAACUCUUUUCCAGAAGACAAUUGUCAUUUUUUUUCUUUUCGCUGCAAUUAUCUAUCUAUCUAUCUAUCUAUCUAUCUAUCUAUCUAUCUAUCUAUCUAUCUAUCACUGUUUAGAUCUAUCUAUCUCAGUCUCUCUAUAUGUCUUUGUUUAUAUCUAUCUGAGUUUGUUCAUAUCUAUCUAUCUAUCUAUCUAUCUAUCUAUCUAUCUAUAUUCUCUUUCGUAUCUCUCUAUAUGUCUCUGUUUAUAUCUACCUAUCUAUCUGAGUUUGUUCAUAUCUAUCUAUCUAUCUAUCUAUCUAUCUAUAUAUAUCUAUCUAUCUAUCUAUCUAUCUAUCUAUCUAUCUAUCUAUCUAUCUAUCUAUCUAUUUUCCCAAGCUCUUUUUCUAUCAUUUCUCUGCUCUUUUUCUUCUUCCUUCCUUCUCUCUCUUUCUUCCUUUCCUUUAUUUCUGUCUAUCUCUCUCCCUUUCUUUCUCUCUUUCUCCCUUUCUGCAUGUUCUUUCGUUUAUUUUUCAAUUCUAUCAUUUGCAUCCUCUUCCUUCCUUUCCUCUUUCUUUUCUUCUAUUUCUUUCUUUCUCUCUUUUCUUUUUCAAUUCUCUAAUUUACCUCCUCUUAUUUCCUUUCCUCCUUCCUUUUCUCUUUCUUUCUUUCUUUCUUUCUUUCUUUUCUUUUUCAAUUCUACAAUUUACCUCUUCUUACUUCCUUUUCUCUUUCCUUCUCAUUCUUUCUUUCUUUUUACAAUUCUCUUAUUUCCUUCCCUUCUUCUGUCCCUUUCUUUCACUUCUCUUCUUUCUCUCUCUCUCUCUCUUUCUCUCUCCCUCUCUCUCUCUCUCUCUCUCUCUUCCCUGUCUGUCUAUCUGUAUCUCUUUCUUAUUUCUGUCUUUUUCCGUAAACAUUCCCUACUCUUUAUUUUCACUUUCUUAUCGUUUCCCUCCCUCUCCUUUUCCUCGCUUCUCCCAUUUUCUCCCCCUCCCCGCCACAUUCUUAUGAACCCCUCAUUCUCUCUUAUUCACUAUAUUUCUAUCAAUCUCUACUCUUCACCUUCCUACUGA
Acanthosepion pharaonis is the source of this 1206-nucleotide messenger RNA. The record is from the annotation of a GenBank genome assembly. NCBI's taxonomy places the organism in Eukaryota, Metazoa, Mollusca, Cephalopoda, Sepiida, Sepiidae.